Molecule: messenger RNA, 4095 nt
Organism: Ylistrum balloti
Lineage: Eukaryota; Metazoa; Mollusca; Bivalvia; Pectinida; Pectinidae
Product: 2Fe-2S ferredoxin-like
Exons: 4
Coding region: 1-504 (167 amino acids)
Biological process (GO): P450-containing electron transport chain; positive regulation of oxidoreductase activity
Cellular component (GO): mitochondrion
Molecular function (GO): 2 iron, 2 sulfur cluster binding
Source: RefSeq, a predicted model, not a curated record
AUGGCCUGCAGAGCCGGUAGCUUGCGAUUUUUGAUUCCAAAGUUUGCGUCAUGUGUUAAUCGAGUGAAUUCAGGAACAGUUCCAGCUUUGAUAAGAAAGACACAACCUAGGAUCUCUGCAAGCAGACACAGAUUUUCAUCAACAGUUCCUAAACCGAAGAAAGAAACGGUGCAAGUGUACUUUAUGGACAGGGAUGGUGAUGAAAUAGAAGCCAAAGUCGCAGUUGGUGAAUCUUUUCUUACAGCUGCUAUUGACAACGAUGUAGAACUGGAAGGGGCCUGUGAAGGAACACUAGCCUGCUCCACAUGCCAUCUAAUCUUCAAGCAAGAGGAUUAUGACAAGAUACCAGAAAAACCCACAGAUGAAGAACUUGACAUGCUGGACUUGGCAUAUGGCUUAACAAAUACGUCACGUCUGGGUUGUCAAGUAGUAGUGACCAAAGAGAUGGAUGGACUGCAAGUUCAGGUGCCAACUUCUGUGGUUGAUGCUCGAGAUCCGUCCUAGCACUGACUGACCUUCAUCCAGACAACUUGUUGAACUUUUAAACUUCUCAUUGUAAAUAUUCUGGAUUCUGUAAAAUCGUUACUUUUUCUUAAAUACAAGUAAAGUUAAUAUCUGUAAUUUUGAUCCUGCCAAAAUGUCAGGAGGUUAAAAAGCAUCUUUGAAAACCUCUAAGUAUAACGAAGUACCACAAUUUAUUGUGAAAAUUGUGAUCUCUGGUACAUUUGGAUACUACACAUUUAGAGUACUUUGAUUCAACAGAAAAUCUGCUAUCUUUUGAAACAGAUUAAUUUUACUUUUAUGAUAGACAGAUACAUUCUACUGUCAUGGUAAGCAGAUGGAAGUCACUUUUGUUUUAAACUGAUGAAAUUGCAAGUCUACUCUCUUGUUAAACAGAUUAAUUCUAAUUUGAUGAUAAACAGCUGGUCUGCUCAUGCUAAACAGAUUAAGUGUUUCUUACAUUAGAAAAAUAACUAUUGUACUGUAGUUGAAUAUGUGCAGUUAUUAAUCACCGCUCAAUAAGGGCUAAAAACUGUUGUGUAAAUGUCGUCUGAAGAAGCAAAAACAUAAAUUAUACCAUCCACAAAGGAAACACUUGACGUCAGUCCUUUAAUUAAAAUUACAUGUAUUACAAUAAAUAGUGAUAGGAACAUUAUAUGGACAUCAAUGUAGGCUAGUAAUUGAAAAAUGACCAAGUGUUUAGAAGAGAAAAUCUGUAUCAUGACACAGAAAUUGUGUGUAACAAGAGAAGUCUUUAUCUGUUAAAUCAAUGAACUUUGACAUGAAUUAAGUGUUUUUUAAACUAUGACAAUCAUUCAUGUUGACCCUGUGUUAAGCGUUCAUGUGUCAUAAUGUGGGAGGAUUUCUGAGAACUCACUGAUGAAAAUCAGGUAAUCAGUAACUGUCUAUUCCGCUGCUAUUUCACAUCUACUGCAUCACUUCCAUUUGAUUUUAAAACAGGUCAGGCUUUACAAGAAUGAAUUAAAGUCAUUAUUUAUCAUAGUCUGUUAAUAUCAGAAAUUAUAAACAUACCUGUUUUGUUUUUUCAUUUCGUUAUAAUUUCAAUAAUAUCAUGUUUAAAUCUAAAGCAUCUUAUAUACACUAUAUAUUAUUGAUUGUGCCAUCUUAGUUGAACUCCAGCGAAGUCAUAAUUUAAGUACGACACAUUGGAAUUUUCCCUGCUUCAUAUUGGAAUCAGUGAUUAGGUUCACAUCAAGUAUGAAAAGCAUGUCUUGUGAUUGAUAUUGGAAUCUUCCUGAUGGGAAAAUAAUAAAUUUGUAUUUCGAUUCCCUAAAAACAUAUUAUUUUUGUGUAUGUAUAUAUACACUAAAUCUUGUUAAUGAGAACAUUAUCAGUAGGGUAAUGUCACAAUUAUUUGUGUCCAAGUAGGGAAGUUUUCCUAUUGUCAAAAUGUUUUCUCUGUUAUCUUGUAGAAGUGUAAUGGUAUCAAACUAUGUGUGUUUAAAUGAGUUACAUUUUGUCUAGAAAUAUGUGAGAUCCCAUUACUCAUUAAAUUUCGUUUUGGAUGUUUCAUGAAUACUGGACAAACCAAAAGCUAAACAGCAGUGUUGAGAACUUUUGUAUGUAAUCUUAUAUUUAGUAGUGUAGCUAAGAGUUGGUCCAGAUAUAGACGACAUCCGUGCAGAAAUAUAGGUCUCUAUAUUGACAAACAACAAAUCUAAAUGUUUUUUCUCCCAGGUAUACUUAAAUUUAUUGAUUUAGUAAUGGAACAUGUACUUGUUAGCUACAGUAAAACAACUGCUUUUGGACUGUUGGUAGAUGUAAAGAAAACAAACGCACAAGACAUCACUACACUUCAGCUUGAUAUUUUUUUGUUGACCUCCUUUGGAAGUGUGCCCGAGUAAUAUUUUGGACCUUCAGCCUGUCAGUAACAAAGGUCCUUGGAUUUAUGUUUGUAGUUAUUGUUAUUACUUGUACCAGUAGCUGAUUUAUGUGCAGUUAUAACUGUUUAUCACAUGUGUGCUAAUAGGGAUAAGGUGAAGGUGCUGUAUGAUGUUGAUUGUCUUGCUAGAUUUCUAUAUAAUAUUUAAUUUGAUUUAUAUGCACAUUGCCACCAAUAAAUACCCAGACAUUAUUUUUAGAGAAAUAUUUUUGAAUUUAUUAAAACAAAUUUUACAGCUUCCAUUGAUAUCAUAUUGAUUUAACACAGCAUACCAGUAUGUACUUAGUUUAUAAAGUUAUUAAAACGUAAUAAUUCUGAUAGAUACCUGGUGGAGAUUUUUUUUACAGUAAAGAAAAUCAUUUUUGUAAGGAUUCUUCUUUUCAGUGUAACUCUAUGGCAUUAAAAAUUGUGUUAGAAUUGCAUUUUAAAACCAUUUCAGGAGUAGGCCUGUAUUUUUUUACAGUACUUGCAGUUCUCAUUGACAAGUAGAUUAUUUUCAAGAGUUCUGAUAUACGACUAGUCUGAAUAAUGUCCUGUUUUUUUUCUGAUGGCAGUUCAUAUAGAAGGUUAUUCUGUAAAAUGUAUUUGAUGAUUUACUUUCAUCUUGAAGAAUUUAGGAUGCAAUUUUAUCAGACUAAUUAAAUUUUGUACCAUCAAAUUGCAGUAAUUAUUAAAUUUUUAUUGUGAUUUGUGCUAAAUGAUUUACCAAAUUCAAUUGACAGCAUAUGUGUAUAUUUACAAUGUAGGAUGAAUGAGCACCAGCAGAUUUAGCUGUGAUACCAUGUAUAUAUAUGUGAAUACAGACAUUGUAUUUUCUUGGGAUGUGUUUGAAUGCAGAAAUGGUAUUGUCUUUGGGUGUGAUGUCUUGUAUUUUAUGGGAGUUUUAAGACAUCAUGUACCAUACAUUGUUUGAGUCUAUGUGAGGAUCUUGUAUGUGUAAAGACACAACAAAGUCUUUAGAUUUGAAAACAUUACAGUGUCUAGGAUUUCAAAAUCUUAAUGUUGUCAUGGGGUGUUAAGAUAAUACAAUGUCUAGGAAUUUGAUAAUCUUACAUUGUCUUGGGAUUGUACCUUGCAUUGCAUAAUAGUCUUUACAUUGUCAGUGAAGUUUUAAAGAUGUUAGUGCUCAUUGGGUUAGACGACAUCACAUGAUCAGGGAGAAUGAAGGCAUUAAAUUGUAUGUGAAUGUGGAGACAUUGUAUGAUUUUAGAUCAUUUUCAUGUCUUAGUAAAAUCAAAAUGUCAAUAGGUCAAAAUGUCAAUAGGUCCAAAUGAUAAUAGUACACACUCUUCAAACGUGUGAAGCUUUAGAUGCAGGAAGCCAUAAAAUUUUGACAGUUGGAAAAUGUCAUUUUUGUUGUUGUUACGUUAAGGCAUUAUUAUUACUCUAAUUAAUGGGAGAUAACUCGAGUUAGUGAUGUGAUAUAAUGCAUAUUUAUUGUAUGAAUGGUGGUAUUUUUGUAUAUCACUUUUCCUGUUGUACUGACUUUCUGUAUAGCACUAAUCAGAGUAUCAGAGGAGAUGCUGUUGAUUAGUAACUCAGUUUAUAUGACUGUUGAGAGAGAUGGUUGAUAAAACGAAUUAGUGAGUGUGCUAAUAUGUUUAAAUUACCUGUAUAAUGAUGAUACUUGCUGUGUCUGUAUGAUGAAACAUUGACAUUAAACUGGAUUUUAAUCACUUUUUUGAUUUUAA